GUGGCAGGUUUUGACAGGAAUCGACUGCACCUAUUGUUUUUAUUUUUAAAAUAACGUCCGUUAGGCACACAUGCUUAUACUGUCUGUGUCGUUUUGAAAAUACAAAGUUCUCGUCUUGUGCCAAAAUGGCUGCUCAAAAAAGUAAAUCUGCAAUUACUGUAAAAGGAUCAGCCGAAAUUGUUGUUGAAUACUUAGAUUUUGGAAUUAACUCGAUAUUGUUUCAAAGAGGUCUUUAUCCACCUGAAGAUUUCAAAACAGUCGAAAACUAUGGCCUACCUAUUUAUAUGUCUCAAAAUAACAAAAUUAAGGAAUUUUUAUCAUCCACCUUUUGCCAACUGAAAGAGUGGUUGGUAAAAAGGCUAGUUGAUAAGAUAGCGUUAAUAGUAACGAGUGUCAAGACUCGAGAAGUUAUGGAAAGGUGGGAUUUUAACGUUCAGUACGAAGGCGACAUAGACAAUCCAAACCAGACGUCAGAUAAACCUUUGAAGCAGAUUCAGAAUGAAAUAAGAGAUGUACUGAAGCAAAUAGCAUCAUCUGUCGCAUAUUUACCGCUACUUGAUUGCCUUUGUAGCUUUGAUAUCCAGAUUUAUACGAAAAACGAUAUCGAGCUGCCUCCAGAAUGGGGUGACGCUCAGCCGGCUGAUAUUAAGAAUGCUCAGUUUGUUCGGUUACGUUCCUUCUCCACUAACAUUCAUAAAAUGGAGACUGUUGUCACGUAUAAAAGUGAAGAUUAGAUUUUAUUGAAUUGUGCUAAGUGCUCCCGUUUUAAGGGUGUAUUGAUUUUAUUUUUUUUAUCUGAUGUAUUUUAAUUAUUUGAGUACCCUUUGCUAGAUGUAAGUUUUAUGUAUGUAGCUUUUAUAACAAUUAUUACAAUGCUGA
This is a messenger RNA of Photinus pyralis (common eastern firefly), 879 nucleotides long. It is a transcript of the gene mad2, whose product is annotated as mitotic spindle assembly checkpoint protein MAD2A. The transcript is spliced from 3 exons. Gene Ontology annotation, cellular component: kinetochore; cytoplasm; nucleoplasm. Gene Ontology annotation, biological process: mitotic spindle assembly checkpoint signaling. Bases 126 to 734 code for a protein of 202 amino acids. Lineage: Eukaryota; Metazoa; Arthropoda; Insecta; Coleoptera; Lampyridae. The record is from RefSeq and is a predicted model, not a curated record.